GCAAUGAACCACUGGCUAAGCACUAUACUACUCGGGGUUUUGAUCUCGGUGCCUUGUGGGCAUGGAAAUACGAUCAAGGAGCGGAACCUCUUCGCCACCGAACUCUUCCAAACCCUGGCCACGGAACGUCAGGAUGAGAAUGUGAUCAUCUCGCCGGUCUCCAUCCAACUGGCCCUUGGCCUGGCCUACUACGGAGCAGAGGGCAGAACCGCCGCAGAGCUGCAGAAGACCCUUCACGCCUCCGCCAAGGAGAGCAAGGAUGGGCUGGCCGAGAGCUAUCACAACCUGCUGCACUCGUACAUCAAGUCCAAGACGGUGCUGGAGAUCGCCAACAAGGUCUACACCCGGGAGAAGCUCAAGGUGUCGGACCACUUCCGCGAGGUGGCCCAGAAGUACUUUGACUCCGAGGUGGAACCGCUGGACUUCAGCCGCGAAACGGAGGCCGUGGAGCGCAUCAACCGGUGGGUCAAGCAGCAGACACAGGACAAGAUCGAGCGGGUGGUGGAUAGCCUGGAGCCGGACACCAAUGUGGCCCUGUUCAACGCCAUCUACUUCAAGGCCCGCUGGGCACGACCCUUCAACGACGAGGACACCCGGGAUCGCGAGUUCUGGCUGAGCGACAGCCAGGCCAUCCAGGUGCCCACGAUGUUUGCCGACAACUGGUACUACUAUGCCGACUAUCCGGAACUGGACGCCAAGGCCAUCGAGCUGUUCUUCGAGAACAUCAACCUGACCAUGUGGUUCAUCCUGCCCAACGAGCGUUCCGGCCUCCAAGUUCUGGAGCAGAGACUCAAGGGCGUGGACUUCAGCCUGCUCGAGGAGCGCUGGCAGUGGCAGAGUGUCUCCGUCUAUCUGCCCAAGUUCAAGUUCGAGUUCGACACCGACCUUCGACCCACGCUGAACAAGAUGGGAAUCAGUGCCAUGUUCUCGGAUGCCGCCGACUUUAGUAAUAUUUUCCAGGACUCGCCCAUUGGCACUCGGAUAUCCAAGUUCCAGCACAAGACCUUCAUCGAUGUGAACGAGAUCGGAUGCGAGGCGGCUGGUGUUAGUUAUGCUGCUGGGGUGCCCAUGUCUCUGCCCCUGGACCCGAAGACUUUCGUGGCCGAUCAUCCGUUUGUUUUCAUCAUUCGCGAUAAGCACGCUGUCUAUUUCACCGGACAUAUUGUCAAGUUUUAAUAAGCACAUCAUCGCACAUUCACUCAGAUUA
Messenger RNA from Drosophila subpulchrella, 1207 nucleotides. RefSeq names its product serine protease inhibitor 42Dd. The transcript has 4 exons. The record is from RefSeq and is a predicted model, not a curated record. Lineage: Eukaryota; Metazoa; Arthropoda; Insecta; Diptera; Drosophilidae. Gene Ontology annotation, molecular function: serine-type endopeptidase inhibitor activity. Bases 4 to 1176 code for a protein of 390 amino acids.